This is a messenger RNA of Gorilla gorilla gorilla (western lowland gorilla), 2665 nucleotides long. RefSeq names its product EARP complex and GARP complex interacting protein 1 (gene EIPR1). Bases 1138 to 2301 code for a protein of 387 amino acids. The transcript is spliced from 9 exons. The record is from RefSeq and is a predicted model, not a curated record. NCBI's taxonomy places the organism in Eukaryota, Metazoa, Chordata, Mammalia, Primates, Hominidae. Gene Ontology annotation, molecular function: protein binding. Gene Ontology annotation, biological process: protein ubiquitination.
CAUCCAGCCUUAACUCAAUACCACGCGCCGUGCCCAACUGAGCAAAACCAGACCCAAUCAUUUCCGUCACGGAGAUCAAUAAAGGGUAGAGGAGAAAGCUAAUCACAGAAAUGGAGGAAAGGUGCGUGGUCCUGGAAGCCCCGGUGGAACCAGGCUAGCGGCGUGGUUCAGCUAUGAUGUAUUUUGCAGUCCUUGCAAUGCCAUUUCUGCUGGCCCAAGGCCAGGGCAGGCACUUUGAGCAGGAUGCGUAAGAGGGGCGGUCUCUCCACCACAAGUCUUCAGUCUUUGGAGACCUCUAGGAACCCCAGGGCCUUCCCUUCCGUUUCCCAUUCGGAGGCAUAUGCAGUCCAGGACCACCAGUGGUGCGGUGCCGGCUUUCAUAACCCCAUCCUUGGUAGUGCUUUCUUUGCCACACAGUGCUGGGCACCUGCAGAAAUGCAUUAGGCAUGGCCCUGACUUAGGGCACCUUGGGCCGAACCUAAGGGAGUCAGCUCAGGUGCCCAUCCUGGCUACCCAAUGGACCAAUGAGCGCUGCGACUGUUACUCAACUUUGCAGCGUCUCAUCUGUAAAAUGGAAGUGUAACAGCUUAUUCAUAGGGUUGGAUGAAGCUCCUUAUGGCAGUGCGUGUGAAGCGCUGGCCCAGCGCUCAGGAACGCCAAGUACAUACAAAUGACAAUACAUGGCGGCGCCCAACUACGGCGUGAGCGAUUCUUAGAUGCGAUGGCUAGCUGAGGCUAAUCGCCGCUCGCUCCCUACGGCCUGCGCCCAGAGCCGGCCUCCGCCCACAGCCGGCCUCCGCGGCCCGCUCCGCCCACCACCUUAUUUCCUCUGGGAAGGGGUUCUCACCGCCAGGAGUCCCCGCGCUGAGAGCCCGGAUGUGAGCCCAAGUGGCCAUGCGCACAAGCCAGCGCCGCUGCCAUUGGUCGCUGGUGAGGAACAGAUUGAUGACACAUCCGAAAAGUAGGAAGUGGCCACUACGGAAGCUGUUCUGGGCCAGAAAGACUUCCAGUUUGGAGUCGUUUGCUGCGGGGAGGGAAUGAAUGGGCGCUGGGAACACGCCCGCGAGGUGGGGACGCGCCGGCCGUAGCGAGGUCCUUAGCGUGUGAGUGGCCGGGGUCGGGUCGCUUCCCCGCAGCAUGGAGGACGAUGCACCAGUGAUCUACGGGCUGGAGUUCCAGGCACGUGCCUUAACACCUCAAACUGCAGAAACAGAUGCCAUUCGGUUUUUGGUUGGGACGCAGUCUCUUAAAUAUGAUAAUCAGAUCCAUAUCAUAGAUUUUGACGAUGAAAACAACAUUAUAAAUAAAAAUGUCCUCCUCCAUCAAGCGGGUGAAAUCUGGCAUAUUAGCGCUAGCCCUGCAGACAGAGGUGUGCUGGCGACCUGCUACAACAGAACUUCAGACAGCAAAGUCCUGACAUGUGCAGCCGUGUGGAGGAUGCCGAAGGAAUUGGAAUCAGGCAGCCACGAGUCCCCUGAUGAUUCAUCCAGCACUGCGCAGACCCUGGAGCUGCUCUGUCACCUUGACAACACAGCCCAUGGCAACAUGGCCUGUGUCGUGUGGGAGCCAAUGGGAGAUGGGAAGAAAAUCAUUUCCUUGGCUGAUAACCAUAUCCUGCUGUGGGAUUUACAGGAAAGCUCAAGCCAGGCUGUGCUGGCCAGCUCAGCAUCCCUGGAAGGGAAGGGACAACUGAAGUUCACCUCAGGACGGUGGAGCCCACAUCAUAACUGCACCCAGGUGGCCACAGCGAACGACACCACCCUCCGUGGCUGGGACACCCGGAGCAUGAGCCAGAUCUACUGCAUAGAGAAUGCCCACGGACAGCUGGUGCGGGACCUUGACUUUAAUCCCAAUAAGCAAUACUACUUGGCCAGCUGUGGAGAUGACUGUAAGGUGAAGUUCUGGGACACCCGAAAUGUCACCGAACCCGUGAAGACCCUGGAGGAGCACUCCCACUGGGUGUGGAACGUCCGCUACAACCACUCUCAUGACCAGCUGGUCCUCACGGGCAGCAGUGACAGCAGAGUCAUCCUUUCCAACAUGGUGUCCAUCUCGUCGGAGCCCUUCGGCCACUUGGUAGACGACGAUGACAUCAGUGACCAGGAGGACCACCGUUCUGAAGAGAAGAGCAAGGAGCCCCUGCAGGACAACGUGAUCGCCACCUACGAGGAGCACGAGGACAGCGUCUAUGCUGUGGACUGGUCCUCGGCCGACCCGUGGCUGUUUGCCUCCCUGAGCUAUGACGGGAGGCUCGUGAUCAACAGGGUGCCCAGGGCCCUGAAGUACCACAUCCUGCUGUGACUCCCGGGCCUGGGUUAUCCAGGUCCCAUUGGAUGGUUUUCCUCUUGGCAGAUUCUCAAACAGUCGCAGCUCUUUGGAGGUGACUCGUUUUCCAGGUGGAUCCCUCUCCGGGAGAGCCGCUGUUCCCUUCCUGUAGCAGCAGCAUUUAUGAAUGGGGUGAACGGGGCUGUUGUCGACGGCACAGCUAAUGCCCGAACCCAGCCCAUGUCGGCAGAGACAGAGCCCCACAUUGUUAUGUGAAUAACAACGUUUUCUGUUUUAAGGGUGUUAGGAGUUUCACUUUUUAAAAAAAUGUCUGUUCCUGCAAUAGUAACUCUUCUUUCUCUUGAGAGUAAAAAAUGAAAUAAAAUAAAUCCACGCUGCA